Messenger RNA from Pungitius pungitius (ninespine stickleback), 1778 nucleotides. It is a transcript of the gene mcfd2, whose product is annotated as multiple coagulation factor deficiency 2, ER cargo receptor complex subunit. The record is from RefSeq and is a predicted model, not a curated record. The coding region runs from base 120 to 584 and encodes 154 amino acids. Gene Ontology annotation, molecular function: calcium ion binding. NCBI's taxonomy places the organism in Eukaryota, Metazoa, Chordata, Actinopteri, Perciformes, Gasterosteidae. The transcript is spliced from 4 exons.
GAAACGAACUACGGCAAGCAACUUAGUCCUUAAAGCCGACGAAUCUUCAUUGUUGCCCGAAGCAAACGAGUGAAACAACAUAACUGUCCACAGAGUAAGGUACAGUACAAGGAAUAAGAAUGAGAAGCGGCAGGUGCAGCGUGCCGUGGGGGGGUCUGCUCGUCCUCCUGUCCUGCUCUCUGCCGUGUGUCCACUCUCACGUGGACCCCCAGAAGGAGCCGCAGGUCGUAGUGAGUGGCGCUCACAUAUCCGGUCACGGUCGCCUGGACAAAAACAUGAUCCAGGACAAAGACCACAUCAUGGAGCAUUUGGAGGGAGUGAUCGACCAACCAGAGAAAGAAAUGACACCCCAGGAGCUCCAGCUGCACUAUUUCAAGAUGCACGACUAUGAUGGCAACAACCUGCUGGAUGGGCUGGAGCUCGCUACAGCUAUCACACAUGUACACAAAGAGGAGGGAGGAGAGAACAGCCAGCCGAUGAAAGAGGAGGACCUCAUCAGUCUCAUCGACGACGUCCUGAGGGACGAUGACAAAAACAACGACGGCUACAUCGAUUAUGCAGAGUUUGCCAAGUCUCUGGAGUGACGUGUCGCCGACAUCAUCAUCAUCGCCAUCAGGAACGACAACAACAACAACAACAAUGAGGAAUCUGUAGGCGAACUGAAAAGCUGCCUCCAAACGGUCUAGAAACCCAUCUUUUAAUCUCUGCUUUCCCUCACAAGCAAUCAAUCGGCAUUAUUGGUCAUCACAUUUUUUGUCCUUGUUUUUCAUUUUAUAUCUGAGUUAUGAGCAAAAAAAAUUGUCUAUUAAAAUUGAUCACCAAGCAACAAAAAGGGGGAACAAAAAUUGGCUAUUUUUUUUUUAAAGAUUUAACUGACCUCUUGGUAGGUUUUGACUUUUUUAUUUUUCCUUUUUUUAUAAAGGGUCAGUUCACCCAAUAUCACCAAGAGACACAUUUUCUUUCUUCUGCCUUUUGAUGCUUUCUGAUCCCGGAUACAUACUUUUAAUUCUGUUUGAGCCAAAUGGCCACAAUACUUUCAUUGGGAACGAGUACAGCUAUCAGUGACGUGGAAGCAGAGGUUUCUGUGGCCGGUGACUCAAUACAGAGAAUAAACAUAACCCAAACUCUCUGACUGACCCUUUUCAGACAUACUGGACUCUACAGUGUAUUUAAUUCACACUGGUAGCCAGAUAGCACCCGUAAAAUGGACCACAGUUUGAAACCGUUGUGCAGUGGACUCAUUUACUCCAAGCGACACACUGUGUGUGGACAGAAGGUAGAAGACCAUUUGUUUUUUUGGGGUAGCGGGCGAAACGACACGCACAUUGAAUGUCGCCCGCGGAGACUCUGUGUUUCUGGACAUUUCCACAUUUGUUAAAGCCAACCGACGCGGAGCCGACGGUCGGGUUGAAUGUGAAGCCGCGGCGCCGACUCGUGAUCACUGGAAGAGCUUCGCCGAAAGCACACGUGGUCGACGCCCUCGCCACGCAGGCGCGUGAUAAGUGAUCCACUGAGGCCCUCGUCCUGACCUCGACAUGUUCGCUUCAAAUCAUUAGCUGCCUUUAAAAAAAACAAAGAAAACACGGAUCCUACGUGUCUGGUCUCUUAGUCUCAUCCAUGAUGGAUGGGGAAUUUUAUAUAUUUACCGUCCAGUAUUGAUUCUUUAAUCAGUUCAGGUUGUUGAUGAAUAAGGAAGAAAAAAAAAAGGAAACCGAUGCAAUGAAGUUUCUGAAAUGUGACGUUUCUGAAAUGUGAAAUAUUAAAAACGCUAAUCUACA